This is a messenger RNA of Rhagoletis pomonella (apple maggot), 1479 nucleotides long. RefSeq names its product putative inorganic phosphate cotransporter. Gene Ontology annotation, molecular function: transmembrane transporter activity. The record is from RefSeq and is a predicted model, not a curated record. Gene Ontology annotation, biological process: monoatomic anion transport; transmembrane transport. Lineage: Eukaryota; Metazoa; Arthropoda; Insecta; Diptera; Tephritidae. The transcript is spliced from 4 exons. Gene Ontology annotation, cellular component: plasma membrane. The coding region runs from base 1 to 1479 and encodes 492 amino acids.
AUGGUGUUGAAUCGAAGCUUAUCUGAAACAAAGCUACCAACUUUCGGUCGGCGCCAUUUACAAUGUUUACUACUAUUUUGUGGCCUUUCGGCCAUUUACGGAAUGCGUGUGAAUCUUUCGGUGGCCAUUGUCGCGAUGAUGGAUAAAAGUGCAGCGAACCCAAAUUUUCCUGAGUACAAAUGGUCAGAGCAAACAAAAUCCAAGGUACUCAGCAGCUUCUUCUGCGGCUAUAUAUGCACACAAAUUCCCGCCGGUGGUUGGGCGCGUCGCUUCGGCGGUAAAGUGAUGUUAAUGUUCACUGUAACCAGCAGCAGUAUAUUGGCCAUACUGACACCGCUUGCAGCCAGCAUUGGAAACUGGCAGUUACUGUGUGCGCUACGCUUUCUACAAGGUUUUGGACAGGGCUCCACAAUACCAGCCAUGGCCACAAUUUUGGCUAAAUGGGCGCCAGUUGAGGAGCGCAGCUCUUUGGCAACGUAUUUAUUUUCGGGCGCACAAUUUGGCACUGUGAUAAUGUUGGGCUCCAGCGGAGCACUAGCCUCCUCAAGCAUGGGAUGGCCAAGUAUUUUUUACAUACCCGGUGGCUUGGGUUUGCUGUGGGCGAUAAUUUGGUUAUGCUUUGGCGCCAGCUCACCCAGCGAUUGCAAAGUAAUUUCCGAUGCUGAACGCUCAUACAUUGAAACGUCACUGAGCAAGCAGGUGAAAAGUGAAGAGCAUGAAAUGCCCACUAAAGUGCCAUGGUGCAAGAUAUUCACAUCGCCGCCAUUUCUGGCAUUGUUGGUAACUCAUUGCGGCUAUACGUGGGGCUUCUGGACUCUGCUCACUCAAAUACCAUCGUACAUGAAGAGUGUGCUGGGCAAAGAUAUCAAAAGCAAUGCAUUGCUCUCCGCUCUGCCAUACCUCUCAAUGGUAAUUUUGGGUUUCAUCUGUUGUCCCUUCGUUGAGGCGUUGGAAAAAUCGAAGCGCGUCAGCCGAACAGUCAGUAGGAAGGUCUUCAACACAAUCGGCCAAUGGAUACCGGUGACCACUUUCAUUUGGUUAGGCUAUGUGAAUGCCGAUCAAAGUGAUUUGGCUGUCGUUCUGUUGACCGUCACUGUGUCGAUUACUGCAAUCACGCAUUUCGGCUGGCAGGUGAAUCAUAUUGACCUAUCGCCACACUUUGCCGGCACGCUGGUGGGAUUGACCAAUAGUGCCGCCAAUGUGAUGAGUAUUAUUGCACCACUCGUGGUUGGUUAUAUCGUAACGGAUCCGACGAAUUCAGUACAGUGGCGCAUUAUAUUUUUCAUUGCUGGCGGUUUCAAUUUCUUUGCAAAUCUACUUUUCAUUAUUUUUGGCACAGCAAAGGUGCAGCCGUGGCAUGAUGAAGAGCUUAAGGUACAGGAGCUGAAGCCACUCAAUGAAAAUUUGGUGGUGGUGACGCCAAGCAGCGAGGAAAAGGAAGAGCCAAAGGAGGGAAAUGUGCUAAAAGAAACGGCAUAA